Saitoella complicata NRRL Y-17804 is the source of this 1722-nucleotide messenger RNA. RefSeq names its product Serine/threonine-protein kinase Rio1. Gene Ontology annotation, biological process: maturation of SSU-rRNA. The transcript has 2 exons. NCBI's taxonomy places the organism in Eukaryota, Fungi, Ascomycota, Saitoellomycetes, Saitoellales, Saitoellaceae. Gene Ontology annotation, cellular component: cytosol; preribosome, small subunit precursor. The coding region runs from base 1 to 1722 and encodes 573 amino acids. Gene Ontology annotation, molecular function: protein serine/threonine kinase activity; ATP binding. The record is from RefSeq and is a predicted model, not a curated record.
AUGUCCGAGGCUGCACGAAUCGACGACGCUCCCGCUCCUUCCACAGAGUACGCAGCUGCCCGUGAUCCGCAAUUCACCUACGUCGACCAAAUUGGCUACCAGCCCGAGGAAGUCGCUGAGCUCUCGGACGAUGACGACUAUGACGAGGACGAGGAGGAAGAUGACUUCUACGAGGAUGAUCUUAACGACGCGGACUGGGGAGAGGGAGGCAAAGACUUCACAAAAGCCUACAACCGUCAACGACAACUGGUAGCUGUGGCAAACCAGCAAGCACCAGGCUACACAGCUCCCCGAACAAACACCCAAGUCCCACAAGCCGCUGCAGCUCCAACAGCAACCGCCCCCAAGGCUGCCACGCAAAAUGAAGAAGUCGCACUCUCCAAACUCGCAUCCCGUAUCAACCUCAACGAAUCAUGGGGCGGUAAAGCCUCUGGCGGUGGAGACCGCCAAAACGCAACUGACAAAGCCGACCGUGCGACGUCGGAACAGGUGUUGGACCCACGUACCCGCAUGAUUCUGUUGAAGAUGAUCAACCGCGGCAUCGUAUACGAAAUCAACGGAUGUAUCUCGACGGGAAAGGAAGCGAACGUCUACCACGCCACCACCGAAUCCGGGGAACACCGCGCAAUCAAGAUCUACAAAACCUCCAUCUUGGUUUUCAAGGAUCGUGAUCGAUACGUGAGUGGUGAGUACCGGUUCCGACACGGUUACUCAAAGCGGAACCCGAGAAAGAUGGUCAAGGUCUGGGCAGAGAAGGAGAUGAGGAACUUGAAGCGUCUAUACAGUGCCGGUAUCCCGUCUCCUGAGCCGAUCUUGUUGAAGUUGCAUGUAUUGGUGAUGGCAUUCCUCGGGAACAAAGCCGGCUGGGCAUACCCCCGCCUCAAAGAUGCCGUCGUUCCCGACGAGGAAUACCAAGACCUCUACGACCAGCUCUGUCGCCUCUACCGCAUCAUGUACCAAGUCUGUCACCUGGUUCACGCAGAUUUAUCAGAAUACAACAUCCUGUACAAAAAGGGAACGGGGCUCUAUAUCAUCGACGUCUCUCAAUCGGUCGAACACGACCACCCCCGCUCCUCCGAAUUCCUCCGCAUGGACAUAACCAACAUCACAGACUACUUCCGCCGCCGUGGCGCCUCUACCCUUCCCACCAAGGUCCUCUACGACUUCAUCACGGACCCGAACCACCCUACAACCCACCCCGAAAUGCAAGCCAUCCUCGAUGAUUUACAUCAGACGCUUGAACAUGAGGAAGAGGGUGCGAGGGUGAAGAGGGAACGGGAUGAGGUUGUUUGGGAACAGAGUUAUAUUCCGCAGACGUUGGAGGAGGUUUAUGAUUACGAAAGGGAUGCGGAUAUGGUUGCGGCGGGUGAGGGUGGAGGUCUUAUCUACAAAGAUCUCGUUAAACUGCCUGAGCAGGCUCAGUCGUCUGCAGCUGUGGAAUCAGUCACAGACGACGCCUCCUCCGAAGCCGACGCCGAGGAUGAUUCCGAAGCCGAAGACGAAUACGACGCCGUCUCAAUCGACGACACUUCCUCCGACUCAGACUCAGACUCCUGGGUGGAGCGCCCCGCCGCCGAACCGAAAGGCAAACGCUUCCAAGACAAAGACGAAAAGAAGGAACGUAAGAAAGCCGCGAAGGACGAGAGAGCGGAGAAGAGGAAGACGAAGUUGCCGAAGAAGGUGAAGAAGGCGAAGAUUAAGCAGAGUAGUAAGAAGAAGUAG